AUGAGAGGACUCCCCCUCAGAUAUGUCUGCCACUGUGGCUUGUUCACAUACCUGGUCUUGUUCUCCUUCAUGUCUUUGACCGCGGCGGUUAGUUUCGACCUGACUGAGCUCAGGAACAAAGUUGCAAAAAUCAAAGUGAACCCGAGAGGCAACCUUUGGGCAACAGGACAUUUCAUGGGCAAGAAAAGUGUGAUGGACGCCCCCCUGCUGCCCUCAGCUGAGGACCAGGCGGGGGCCUCGGUGGAAGUCAACCCCCUCGCAGAGCACAACUCCCUCUGGGAGCUUUUCCAACACUUUCUGCGCGUGGACACGCACGAGAGCCGCUCCAAAAACCAGGAAGCGGAUUUGUUGACGAAGAUUUUAGAAAACUACAUCCAAAGCAGAAAGUGA
Nematolebias whitei (Rio pearlfish) is the source of this 390-nucleotide messenger RNA. RefSeq names its product neuromedin Bb (gene nmbb). Gene Ontology annotation, cellular component: neuron projection. Gene Ontology annotation, biological process: neuropeptide signaling pathway; positive regulation of hormone secretion. The transcript has 3 exons. Lineage: Eukaryota; Metazoa; Chordata; Actinopteri; Cyprinodontiformes; Rivulidae. Gene Ontology annotation, molecular function: neuromedin B receptor binding; neuropeptide hormone activity. The coding region runs from base 1 to 390 and encodes 129 amino acids. The record is from RefSeq and is a predicted model, not a curated record.